AAGUUAAGUUUCCUUGGAUAGUCAAUCCACCCUACUGUGUCCUUGCUUCUUCCGUACCCAGGGACCAAAUAGAGUCAUGCAUGAAAAAUGCUCCUAAGCACUCCUCCUGCAGAAGAAAGAUAAUGAAGGCAUGCACUGCUGACUCCACAAGAAGCCUUUUGCACAGUUAAGAAUCAUCAGUGAGACUUUGCAAAGUAUUUCAGAGCCUACUGCUACCACUCUCAUCAACCUGAAGUUCCCAAUGUACACAGAACCAAUUGCACAUGGGACCUGAUUAUCGGUUGGUGACUCAGAUGGGGCUCAUCACUCUGGGCCACCUCUGCCCCUUAGGUUGGAUGCAACACUUCAUUAUGUUCCCUCCAAAACAAAUCCAACUGCAAAGUAUUGGGAAAAAGAUGGAAAUCCUGUAUGAAUGCGGAAGCCAUUAGCAGAGUAAUUGCUGUCUGUUACCAUGACAACCAGCCGCUGCAGUCACCUGCCAGAAGUGCUGCCAGACUGCACCAGCUCAACUGUGCCCCUGGUGAAGACUGUGGAGGAUUGUGGCAGCCUAGUGAAUGGGCAGCCACAGUAUGUCAUGCAAGUUUCGGCCAAGGACGGGCAGCUGCUGUCAACAGUAGUACGGACUCUUGCCACCCAGAGCCCCUUCAAUGACCGGCCGAUGUGCAGGAUCUGCCACGAGGGCAGCAGCCAAGAGGACUUGCUCUCUCCAUGUGAAUGUACGGGGACCUUGGGGACAAUUCAUCGGAGCUGCCUGGAGCACUGGCUGUCAUCCUCAAACACCAGCUACUGUGAACUCUGCCACUUCAGGUUUGCAGUCGAGCGCAAACCCAGGCCGUUAGUGGAGUGGCUCAGAAACCCAGGCCCUCAGCAUGAGAAGCGGACUCUGUUUGGAGACAUGGUGUGCUUCUUGUUCAUAACGCCCUUGGCCACCAUCUCGGGCUGGCUCUGCCUGCGGGGCGCCGUGGACCACCUGCACUUUAGCAGUCGGCUCGAGGCCGUCGGACUGAUUGCACUCACUGUCGCACUCUUCACUAUUUACCUCUUUUGGACACUAGUGUCGUUUAGGUACCACUGUCGAUUGUACAACGAAUGGCGUCGGACCAAUCAGAGGGUGAUUCUCCUCAUUCCAAAGUCUGUCAACAUACCUUCUAACCAGCAGUCCUUGCUGGGCCUCCAUUCUGUCAAGAGGAACUCAAAAGAGACAAUUGUCUGACAUCUGUGUGGUUGGUUGGUUGACUGGUUGUUUGGGUUUGGAAGUGUCCGCACUGGGGCCGUGCCCUGAGCCACCCCCAAACCCUUCCCGAAGCCCGUGGGUCUAAGAACAUCCAGAGCCGUGUGAGCACAGCGCCCGGAGCAACGAACUCCGCCAGGAGAAAGCGAAUGCUGUUUCACUUCCAGUCACGGAUGCUGCAAUCAUAUGAUAUUUGCUAAGCUGCCAAACAUGUUUAUUUAGCAGAUACUGUAUGGAACUUUCCGAACACCUCUUUUAACCAAUGAGGAAGGCUGUCCUGCUGAGGAUGCAAUUCGAUUCUUCCUUUUUAUUACUAUUUCAAAUAUAUAAACUUAUUAAACUUAGAUGAUAAUCAAAUUGAAAAGCCAAUGUUAAAACUGGUGUCUUGGUUUGGAUGGGUUUUGUUGGAUUCGUUUAUUUGUUGCUGGUUUCUCCUGUAGAUUCUUUGGGGUCAUUUGAUAGCUUAAGUGGUCUUUUUCAUCUCUUUUAUGUCCCAUACUCAAGGGGACAGCAUAACAACUGCAAAACAAGUCAUGUUUGAGGGAUGUUUUGUACUAAAUCUCAUGUAAGUGUUCAGACUUUAAAGGAACAAGAGGUGUGGCAGCUCUCCCCACAGUGCGCUGUUUAUUUAAUUCUCAUUAAGGAGGAAAAAAGAAAAAAUAUGGUGAGAAGCACGCUCCUGUCAACUCGUUUGGUACUGAUGGCUGAUGGAAGCUAUUUUCUAAUAAUAAAUAUCCAGUGUGUGAAAGACAAACCCCA
This is a messenger RNA of Myotis brandtii (Brandt's bat), 1990 nucleotides long. It is a transcript of the gene MARCHF3, whose product is annotated as membrane-associated ring finger (C3HC4) 3, E3 ubiquitin protein ligase. The record is from RefSeq and is a predicted model, not a curated record. Gene Ontology annotation, biological process: protein ubiquitination. Lineage: Eukaryota; Metazoa; Chordata; Mammalia; Chiroptera; Vespertilionidae. The transcript has 7 exons. Gene Ontology annotation, molecular function: ubiquitin-protein transferase activity; zinc ion binding. The coding region runs from base 452 to 1213 and encodes 253 amino acids.